Messenger RNA from Sorghum bicolor (sorghum), 1505 nucleotides. RefSeq names its product homocysteine S-methyltransferase 4. Gene Ontology annotation, biological process: S-methylmethionine cycle. Gene Ontology annotation, molecular function: zinc ion binding; S-adenosylmethionine-homocysteine S-methyltransferase activity. The transcript is spliced from 6 exons. The coding region runs from base 188 to 1249 and encodes 353 amino acids. NCBI's taxonomy places the organism in Eukaryota, Viridiplantae, Streptophyta, Magnoliopsida, Poales, Poaceae. The record is from RefSeq and is a predicted model, not a curated record.
GGCUUCGCACACGUUCCUCGAGCUUCGCCGCUGCAGCCACGUGCAGUCUCUGCGUUCAGCAUCUAUCUAUGAAUCUAUCUACUUCAUUCACCACACGGCGCCCGCCCGGUCCUGCGUUUCUUUACCCAUCCAGUGGAACUCUCACCGACCCGUCGCCGUGCGUUCGAUCAGCAUCGUCCUUCGAAAAAUGUCGCUCGGUGGCGGAGGACCCAUCGUCGACGCGGCGGGCGCGCUGCGCGGCUUCGUGCGUGAAGCGGGCGGGUGCGCGGUGGUGGACGGGGGCCUCGGCACGGAGCUGGAGGCGCACGGCGCGGACCUGCACGACGCGCUCUGGAGCGCCAAGUGCCUCGCCUCCGCCCCGCAUCUCAUCCGCAAGGUCCAUCUAGACUACCUCGAAGCAGGAGCGGAUGUCAUAAUCUCGGCGUCCUACCAGGCCACGAUCGAGGGGUUCCAGUCGAGGGGCUUCUCGCGGGACGAGAGCGAGGAGCUGCUGCGUCGUAGCGUGCACGUCGCGCAGGAGGCGCGCAGAGUCUUCGUCGCGGAGGGCGACGUCGACAGCAGCAGGUCGCGCCGCGAGCGCGAGCGCGAACGCCCGCCGGUGCUGGUGGCGGCCUCCAUCGGGAGCUACGGGGCGUACCGGGCAGACGGCUCCGAGUACAGUGGGGACUACGGCAAAUCGGUGACGAAAGAGGCGCUCAAGGACUUCCACAGGAGGCGGCUGCAGGUGCUGGCGGGGGCCGGGCCCGACCUCAUCGCCUUCGAGACCAUCCCAAACAAGCUCGAAGCGCAGGCCUACGCUGAGCUCCUGGAGGAGAACGGCAUACGGAUCCCAGCCUGGUUCUCUUUCACUUCCAAGGACGGGGUUCACGCGGCGAGCGGAGACCCCAUCACCGAGUGCGCGGCCGUUGCUGAUUCCUGCCAGAGGGUGGCCGCGGUCGGCGUGAACUGCACUUCUCCCAGGCUCAUCCACGGGCUGAUCCUCUCCAUCAAAAAGGUGACGAGCAAGCCAAUCGUCGUGUAUCCGAACAGCGGGGAGACGUACAUCGCCGACACGAACGAAUGGGUGGACUCGGACGGCGCGACGGGAACGGACUUCGUGUCGAGCGUCGGCGAGUGGCGGCGGGCGGGCGCCGCGCUCAUCGGAGGGUGCUGCAGGACGAGCCCGGCCACGGUGCGAGCCAUCGCGCGGGCGCUGCGCGAGGCGGAUGCCGACGAAUACGAUGAUAUGCCUGCUGUGGCCGUGCUCUGAACGUUUUCUAGUUCUUCCAUUCCAUUCCCGGCGGAGAAACACCGUUCCCGGUUCCAUUCCCGGCGGAGAAACUGCAAGCGGUGAUUCGUCGUCGUCCUCCGUCACGCUCACGCGUUCGUUCCUGACCUUUGGCAAUAAGAUGCACACGCUUUCAGUGCCACAUUGUUCGUAGUUUUGUCGUUGAUGUUUUAUGUUCAAAUGGCCACCCGUGCCAACUAGAGAAGGUAGACUGAUGGAGUGAUGGUACUGUUUCGUC